Molecule: messenger RNA, 816 nt
Organism: Uloborus diversus
Lineage: Eukaryota; Metazoa; Arthropoda; Arachnida; Araneae; Uloboridae
Product: eukaryotic translation initiation factor 2 subunit 1-like
Exons: 1
Coding region: 1-816 (271 amino acids)
Cellular component (GO): eukaryotic translation initiation factor 2B complex; eukaryotic 48S preinitiation complex; multi-eIF complex
Molecular function (GO): translation initiation factor activity; ribosome binding; RNA binding
Source: RefSeq, a predicted model, not a curated record
AUGGGUGCUUAUGUCCACCUACUGGAAUAUGACAACAUGAACGCCAUGAUCCUCAUAUCUGAGGUGACAAGGAAGAGGAUUCGGUCCUUGCAGAAGCUUCUUAGAGUUGGCAGUACCGAAUGUGCAGUUGUGAUACGCGUCGACGUCGAGAAACAGUAUGUGGAUUUGUCCAAAUGCAGAGUGACAGAAGAAGAUGCCAGUUUAUGUCUUAAAAGGUAUGCCAAAGCUAAAGCAAUUUAUAGCAUUCUGCAUAAUGUUGCGCAAAGACUAGGAUUUACUUCGUCCGAGCAACUGGAAGAACUUUUUGAAAAUACAACCUGGUGCUUGGAAAGGAAAUUAAAACGAAAAGCUGUUGCUUAUGAUGUUUUCAAGAAAGCAGUCGAGAAUACAGCCUUGCUUGAUGAUUUGAACUUAGACAACACCACGAGACGUAUUUUACAUUCUGUCAUCACCAAUAAGUUAUCUUCUGGCAGUAUUCACAUCAGGACGGACAUUGACGUAACAUGCUUUGAAAAGGCUGGCAUCGAUGGUAUUAAGAGUGCCCUGAAAGCCGGACUUCAAAUGAAAACCGAAAAUGUACUUUUAAAGAUUCAGCUGAUUGCAACUCCUACGUACAUGCUCUUAGCAACAGCACAAAGUAAAGAUCAAGGAGAAGAUGUUGUUUACAAGGCUCUUAAGGCUAUUGAAGCUGAAAUAAAGUCAUAUGGAGGAAAUUUUAAAAUGGUUUUUGGCCCGAAAAUAGUAACGGAAUGCGAAACAGAUAUUCAAGAUCCCGAUAAAUUUUCAGCAGGUGAUGAAGAUAUAUCAGAUGAAUAA